AUGAAGUUCCUACAUGAUGCUUACUCAUUUUUAGGAACACUCGAAGCUUCUCUUGAGCAAGGAGUGGAUGGUCAAAACCGACACCGUCAGGUCCACACCUUAUCUGCUGUUCAUUCCCUGGGUGCCAUCUCAGAUUUCACAUUCGAUAUCGUAGAAUCGAACUAUGCAGCCGUCGAUAAGGUUGGUCGGACUGCAAGGCGAACAGUCGAUACCCACAUCAAGAAUGCGCUCUCCAAACCCCGCGUAGCUACAACACUUCGACGGAUGACCGCAAUGUUUAAUUUUGUUCCUGAUCUUCCACCUGUCACCUCUGUCGUUGAUACUCCGGAUCUUACAUCAAAAGGGCUGGACAACGGUAUUUCGAUCGAGAAAUCUCCCCCCAAAGCACAGCGGGUUUCCCCACCCCCUGCGUCUCUACCUAUUGCCUCAACAUCACGCGACCGCGAUCAGGUCAAAGUUCAACCGGUACACCCAGAUUCUGCAACGGAGUCCGAGGCGGAAGAAGAGCCGGUUCAUAUCAACAAGCCAAAGGAAUCAUCCCCAUUUGCAAGUCAGGGAGCUGCAGCGAUGCCCACUGGCCAAGCCUUUUCAAAGUCCUCAUCUGUAUUUUCGCCGACACCAGUGACAAAGGGAGAGACAUCCAAUUCCGACUCAGAGCCUCCCCAGCCAAUGAAACAAAGUAAAAAACCUCGAAUAGCUUCUUCAAGUGAUGAUGACAGCGAUAGCAAGGCGCGAGUGGCUCAGAAAAGGAGUGGGUCCGGAGCGGGGGGGAUAAAGCGCGGAACUAAACAGCCAAUCAAGCGUGGAGGCAAGCGAUUCUAG
Laccaria bicolor S238N-H82 is the source of this 822-nucleotide messenger RNA. RefSeq lists its product as uncharacterized. The transcript is spliced from 5 exons. The record is from RefSeq and is a predicted model, not a curated record. Bases 1 to 822 code for a protein of 273 amino acids. NCBI's taxonomy places the organism in Eukaryota, Fungi, Basidiomycota, Agaricomycetes, Agaricales, Hydnangiaceae.